Messenger RNA from Struthio camelus australis, 2127 nucleotides. The record is from RefSeq and is a predicted model, not a curated record. NCBI's taxonomy places the organism in Eukaryota, Metazoa, Chordata, Aves, Struthioniformes, Struthionidae.
GGAGAAGUUACUGGAAGAAGAACUGUUUUUUAGCCUCAUAGUUAAAUCGAGCACAAAGCCAGGAAUUCCUAGAAAUCAGAGUCCGUUAUGUGAUACUGAAGUCGUAUCGGGAAGAGAGUGAAGCUCUCUUCAAAAGCUUCUACAUGGACCCAGGCAAGAUCCAAGUGUGAAUCAUGUACUGAAUAGAUGCUCAAGCAAUGAGGAGCAAACGGAGGGAACCCACUGCCCGUCGCAGUUCUGCGAAGCCAGCCUGCGCUGCAGACUUCGGAUGCACUACUGUUUCUUCAGGCUCUUACCCACCCGAGUGUAUAGUGACAGAUUAAUUUGAAUCAAGUGGAUUGUUUUCAACUUAAAGUACUCCAAGGAUAUUGAUACACUAUGUAAACAUUAUAAUCGAUGACAGUUUGUUGAAGUUCUCAAGAGGGCUGUCAACAGGAAGAGUAAGGAAUGAGAAGGUCACUUCUGUCAAGGGGGAAUGCCAGCAUCGUCUUCUUGGGACUUGAGGAUUGAAAAAUUAAAAGGAACAGAAUUAUUUGAGACAAACUGUUUUUAACUGCUGACACAAUCUGCUGUAUCCAAUUUGUGGUGUGGAAGAACAGGACAGUCUCUUCUGCUUGGUCUGUGGUCUCCAGUGUGACCAAGUGGGGUCACCAUGAAUGUGACAAGUUUAUUUUCCUUUACCAGCCCAGCAGUGAAGAGGCUGUUGGGAUGGAAGCAGGGGGAUGAAGAAGAAAAAUGGGCAGAGAAAGCUGUUGAUGCGUUAGUGAAAAAACUAAAGAAGAAAAAAGGUGCUAUGGAAGAGCUGGAAAAAGCAUUAAGCUGUCCUGGUCAGCCCAGCAACUGUGUCACAAUUCCUCGUUCUUUGGAUGGCAGGCUGCAGGUUUCGCACCGGAAAGGGCUACCGCAUGUAAUUUACUGUAGAGUGUGGCGCUGGCCAGACCUGCAGAGCCAUCAUGAACUGAAACCACUGGAAUGCUGUGAGUUUCCCUUUGGUUCCAAACAGAAGGAGGUCUGCAUCAAUCCCUACCACUACAAGCGAGUAGAGAGUCCUGUGCUUCCUCCAGUGCUGGUGCCAAGACACAGCGAAUACAACCCUCAGCACAGCCUCUUGGCUCAAUUCCGCAACUUGGGACAAAAUGAGCCCCACAUGCCACACAAUGCUACUUUCCCAGACUCUUUUCAGCAACCCAAUAGUCACCCGUUCCCCCAUUCGCCAAACAGCAGCUAUCCCAACUCGCCGGGAAGCGGCAGCAGCACCUACCCGCAUUCUCCUGCCAGCUCAGACCCAGGAAGUCCUUUCCAGAUGCCAGCUGAUACACCUCCUCCUGCUUACCUGCCUCCGGAAGAUCAUAUGAUACAUGAUACCUCCCAGCCAAUGGACACCAACAUGAUGGUACCUGCAAUGCCUCCUGACAUACACAGAGGAGAUGUUCAGGCGGUUGCUUACGAAGAGCCGAAGCACUGGUGCUCCAUCGUCUAUUAUGAGCUCAAUAACCGUGUCGGGGAGGCCUUCCACGCUUCUUCCACGAGCGUGCUGGUCGAUGGCUUCACUGAUCCGUCCAACAACAAAAACAGAUUCUGUCUUGGGCUGCUCUCGAAUGUUAAUCGGAAUUCCACCAUUGAGAAUACGAGGCGGCAUAUUGGCAAAGGUGUUCAUCUCUAUUAUGUUGGUGGAGAAGUGUAUGCUGAAUGCCUUAGUGACAGUAGUAUUUUUGUGCAAAGUCGGAACUGCAACUACCAUCAUGGUUUCCAUCCAACCACCGUGUGCAAAAUUCCUAGUGGCUGCAGUUUGAAGAUUUUCAAUAAUCAAGAGUUUGCUCAGCUUUUGGCUCAGUCGGUGAACCAUGGCUUUGAGACAGUGUAUGAGCUUACUAAGAUGUGCACUCUCCGUAUGAGUUUUGUAAAGGGUUGGGGAGCUGAAUAUCAUCGCCAAGAUGUAACGAGCACUCCAUGCUGGAUAGAGAUACACCUUCAUGGUCCCCUUCAGUGGCUGGAUAAAGUACUUACUCAGAUGGGCUCUCCUCAUAAUCCUAUUUCUUCAGUGUCUUAAAAGGUCCCAAGCCUCCUGCAUUUUGGAAACAAUUGAGCCUUGCAUGUACUUGAAGGACAUAUGAGUCAGACACACUU